AUGGUCCGCAUACUUGCGCUCUGCCUCGCCGGCGCGUCGGCCUGGGUCGCGCCGCGGCGCCCCCUCGCGGCGGCGCCGAGCGUCCUGCGCGCCGAGGGCGAGGACAUGGAGCUGGGCCUCGAGGCCAUGUUCGACCUCUUCGACGAGGCGGACCCCGAGGGCGUCGCCGCGCGCGAGGCCGCGGCCGCCGCGGAAGCCGCCGCCGCGGCGAAGCAGGCGGAGGCGAACGUGGCGCUCCUCGAGGGCGUGUCGCGGCCCCUGGGCUUCUGGGACCCGCUGGGCCUCGCGACGAUCGGUACCGAACGCGAGACCUUGGCGUGGUUCCGCCACGCGGAGCUCAAGCACAGCCGCGUGGCCAUGGCGGCGACGACGGGCUGGAUCAUCAACGAGGCCGGCAUCGUCUUCCCCGGCGACAUCGCUACGGGCAAGUCCUUCGCGUCGCUCGGCAAGGGCUGGGACGCGUGGGCGAACGUGCCCGGCAGCGGCAAGGUGCAGAUCCUCUUCGCCAUGGGCUGCAUCGAGCUCGCGUCCGAGGCGAAGCAGCCCCACUACAUGAAGGGCGGGAGGCCGGGCCAGACCGACGGGCCGUUGGGGCUCCGCUUCUGGGACCCGCUCGGCCUCACCGCGGGCUACGACGCCGCGACGAUCGCCGUGAAGCGCCAGCGCGAGCUCAACAACGGCCGCCUCGCCAUGAUCGGCGUCGCGUCCUUCGUCUCCGCGUCCUUCAUCGACGGCAGCGUCCCGGCCCUCCCGGACUCGUGGUGA
Molecule: messenger RNA, 765 nt
Organism: Aureococcus anophagefferens
Lineage: Eukaryota; Pelagophyceae; Pelagomonadales; Pelagomonadaceae
Gene: LHC50
Product: putative plastid light harvesting protein isoform 50
Exons: 1
Coding region: 1-765 (254 amino acids)
Biological process (GO): response to light stimulus; photosynthesis, light harvesting in photosystem I
Cellular component (GO): membrane
Source: RefSeq, a predicted model, not a curated record